UCAAUAAUUUUUUUUUCUAUUCAUAAUAUGAAAUAAUCUAGCAGACAUUGUAAAUUUAAAUGUACCGCCACGUCAAAAGACGUCAUCAAACUCAAACUCAAGAAUUUCCCUAUGUUCUUCAGUUCUAUUGAUCAUUUCUAGACUACAGACAAAUUUUCAUGUGAUCUAUUUGUAGAGCCAGUCAGAGCUUAGAAAUUUUUAAAUAAACCUAUGCUUCAACCUUAUAUUCAAUAAAUUGGAGUGGUGUAGUGUAGUGUUCUGUUUUAAAGGUUAUGUUUGAAAACAUGAAAAGAAAUUAAAAAAAUAAAUAAAUUCCGUAGUUAAUGCGUUGAGUUAAGACUAAAACCAUGUUCACUAAACCUGGAGUGCAAAAUUAUGUAAACAUAGUGCGGGAUCUCCGACAUGACCUAUUGUUAAACUUUAGUGAAGACUACUUGUUUGAAGGAUCAGAAGGAACAUAUAACGAAGUACAUGUUGAGCUUCCAUAUCCAAUUCACAAACCUUUCAAAGUUACUGAAACGGAUCCAGUAAAACAGCUAUUGCAAGAAAAACAAGAAUAUUUAAAGUUGCUGGAAGUGAAACAACGAAGAUAUAAGUAUGAUAAGAAAAACAUUAAGAAGCGUACUAUAUCCGGUAGUGAGUACUUGUAUCUACCAACGCAUCUUUUAGAAUUUUAUAGAACUAAGGAUCCAGAUAAGUAUUUUGAUUGUGACUAUAAUUUCUACUAUACUGGUGGAUUUUUGGAGCAUGUAAGGAUAAAUAAUGAAGAUUAUCUUAUUCGACCUAAUGGAGAAAAUCAGUUAUGUCUCAGCAAUUUACAAAUAUCACAGAAUUCUGUGAUUUUAAAUUAUGAUAUACCAACAAAAAUUUUCAACAUAAGAGCUAUCGAAAGUAGCAAUAAUAGUAUAUUGGUGUUUAGAGGAAAAUAUGAUCUUAAAAUAGCGACACUUUCAAACGCACAAGAAUUGAAUGAGAUUUGGACAUACAAACAUGUUUCACCACUGUUAGAUGCUAAGUUAAAUCAUGAGCAGCUUAAUAAUGUGGGAAUUGUGGACAUGAAUCUUAAAUUGAGUAUUAGUAAUAUUGAAACGGGCCAGAUAUUAGUUAGUUACAAUAAUAACAGUAACGAUUUAGACAAAAAUAAUUAUCAACAAUUUCAGUUCUUAAAUCAUAACAUUGUUGCAUUAAGUGAUCAAUUUAAAGUUAAAUUUAUUGACUGCCGUACCAAAGCAAUUGAAAAAGAAUUUAAUCCGGAACUACUAGAAUGCAAUUCUUUAUGUAAUUUCGAAAUUAGGGAGAAUGAUUUCUUUUUAGCUUCUCGGCACUACUUGAUAAAAUCGGAUUUACGGAAAUUAGAAAAAGUAUCGCAUUUUUCUCAUACCCUUAAUAAUCCACCUUGCUACAUGAGUAUUGGAACUAAAGACAAUGAUAAAUUCUUAUGUUUAUCUGGACAAACUCAGAGUUAUAAGGUACUAUUUGAUGGAAAAUCGAUAUUCAGUUUACCUCACAAAGUUCCAGACCUACAAAGCACACUUAAGCAGUGUCUUUUAAAUAAUCCCAGCUUGGUUCUACGUAAUAGUGAAUUACAAAACAGGCUGGACUUUUCUGUGGCUGGCUUAAAAGUAAUAAAUUUGAAUAACAAAGUAUGCAUUUUCUGGGCAAAUUCAUUGGGAGAAAUAUUUAAACAAAAUAUAUCCCCUCAUGAACCUGAUUCAAAGAAGCCAGUGGAAGCUUUAACAGACUGGGUGAACAACUUAGAAAAAAUAAAACCUAUAUUGCAUCUCACUUGUGUACAAGAAAUGAGUCACGCAAGAUUUUCUUUAAACACGAAUCCAGUGGAUACCAGUUUGUUGAAGUAUAAGAAGAAUGAUACCACUCAAAGAUUCUUGGACAAGUUCACACCUGUAUAUUCAAAAAAGAAUGUUAUGAGCAAGUUAGCUCAGGAUUUUUUGGCAGUAUGGGAUGACGAAGACGAUGACGACAAUGAUGAAGAGGAAGGCGAUGAAUUACCUGAAGUACCUGUACACGAUAAAGUUAAUAGUUGGAUACAAACACAUGAUUUUUCUGAAGACGAAAAUAGUAUGAGCCGGAGCUUUUCAAAUACUUCCAAAAGAUAGUGAUAUAGCUGAUAACCUGUUCAUAUUAAAAAUACACAGAAUCUGUACCAAGUCUUUCAAGUUGACCAGUCUUUAUUGAUUUUUAUGUCAGAGAUGCUAUAGAAAAUACAGUCUCUGUAAAUAAAAAGUUAUGGUAGUAAAUAACUGGAGUUAAAGACUUUUUUCCUUUGUAUUUGAGAUAUCGUCAAAGAAUUGUUUUUGCUUUAUUUUUCUGGAUAAUAAAAUAAUUCACUUUAUUGCUUGACUAAUUAUUUUAUAAUUCAAUGUGAUUGAACGGAAUCAAGAAGACGGUU
Messenger RNA from Anoplophora glabripennis (Asian longhorned beetle), 2410 nucleotides. RefSeq lists its product as uncharacterized. The record is from RefSeq and is a predicted model, not a curated record. The transcript has a single exon. NCBI's taxonomy places the organism in Eukaryota, Metazoa, Arthropoda, Insecta, Coleoptera, Cerambycidae. Bases 348 to 2117 code for a protein of 589 amino acids. Gene Ontology annotation, molecular function: protein binding.